Messenger RNA from Didymosphaeria variabile, 1917 nucleotides. RefSeq lists its product as uncharacterized. NCBI's taxonomy places the organism in Eukaryota, Fungi, Ascomycota, Dothideomycetes, Pleosporales, Didymosphaeriaceae. Gene Ontology annotation, biological process: transmembrane transport. Bases 1 to 1917 code for a protein of 638 amino acids. Gene Ontology annotation, molecular function: transmembrane transporter activity. The transcript is spliced from 2 exons. The record is from RefSeq and is a predicted model, not a curated record.
AUGGCUGGAGAAAAGUCCAGCGUGGACCCAGAGUCCGGUCGACAGGGCAUCCCUCACGUUAAACUUAUCCUCGAGCAAGGCAUCGUCACCGACGAGAUUGUCAACUACGACUAUGAGGGUGCAGGCACAGAGGAUGACCCGUACGUGGUUGAAUGGAUAGAAAACGAUCCCCGGAACCCGAUGACAUGGAGUCAGACGAAGAAGUGGGUCGGAUGUGUUUGCAUGGCGUUUGCGACGUUGACGGUGUCGUUCUGUUCAUCGGCUUUCAGUGGAGGUGUCCAGCAGAUUCUCAUCGAAUUUGGUGUCUCACAGGAAGUUGUCACGCUCGGUAUCUCGCUGUUCGUUCUCGGUUUCGCGCUCGGUCCGCUGCUAUGGGCUCCCUUCAGUGAACUGUACGGUCGCCAAGUUGUCUUUUUCGGAACGUUCCUCGCCUUUGUGGCGUUCAACGCUGGUGCCGCUGGAUCGAAGAAUAUCUGGACGCUCCUUAUCCUCCGGUUCUUCGGUGGUGCCUUUGGAUCAUCGCCUCUUACCAAUGCCGGAGGUGUUGUUGCGGAUCUGUUCGCGGCGAAGGAGCGUGGUCUAGCGAUGUCCAUAUUCUCCGUUGCACCCUUCAUGGGCCCUGUCCUCGGUCCCAUUGUUGGUGGAUUCCUCGGGAUGACAGAGGGCUGGCGCUGGGUAGAGGGUCUCAUGGCCAUAUUCUCUGGAGUCGUCUUCUUCAUCGCCAUUCUAUGUGUUCCGGAAACGUAUCCUCCAGUUCUGCUCCGGAAGCGUGCGCAGACCUUGUCCAAGAUGACUGGCAAGGUGUACAUGUCAAGAGGCGACAUUGACCAGGGCAAGACGUCGCUCGGAGAGGCUUUCUCGACUGGACUGAAGCGUCCCUGGAUCCUACUGUUCCGCGAACCCAUCGUCUUCCUUCUGUCCUUGUACAUGGCUAUUAUCUAUGGUACAUUGUACAUGCUGUUCGGCGCUUACCCGAUUGUCUACCGUCUUGGUCGUGGAUGGAACGAGGGCAUCAGCGGUCUUCCCUUCGCGGGCGUCGCUAUUGGUAUGCUUGGGGCUGUCACCUACACUAUCGUGUAUGACAACAAGCGCUAUCUGAAGUGCGUCAAGAAUUCUGCAAAUGGAUUCGCAGCUCCAGAGGACCGACUGCCCACGGCCAUCGUCGGAGGAAUCGCCUUGCCCAUUGGACUCUUUUGGUUCGCAUGGACUAACUCUCCAUCCCUGCCAUGGGCUGCCUCUGUCGCGGCUGGUAUUCCUUUCGGCUUUGGCAUGGUCCUCAUCUUCUUGAGCAUCAUGAACUACCUCAUCGACGCCUACACCAUCUUCGCUGCAUCUGUCCUGGCGGGUAACGGCAUCAUCCGUUCGGUAUUUGGUGCCGCAUUUCCUUUAUUCACAAGCCAAAUGUACAGCGGCCUGGGUAUCCACUGGGCAUCAUCCAUCCCUGCCUUCCUCGCUAUAGCCUGCCUCCCCUUCCCCUUCCUCUUCUACAAGUAUGGCGCCGCCAUCCGAAAGAAGUGCAAGUACGCCGCGCAAUCCGAAGCCUUCAUGGAGAAGCUCCGCACCUCGGCUGCCCGACGACAAGCCGCGCCAGAAGACUCCGACAGCUCGAGGACCGCCUCAGUACAAGCCGAGCAGAAUGCCGAGCAGGAAGCUAUCGAUUACUCGUACGAAGACGAGAAACCUCCGCGGUUCGAGGAGAUGCGGGCAGCGAAGGAGACCACUGAUGGUGGGGCGUUGCAGAAGGUUCACACGGGUCGGAGUACGAGGUCGAAGAGGAGCGUACGGACAGUGAAGGAACCGGAGUAUGAUGGCAACCCGUAUGAGAUCGAUCGUAUACACACGAGGGAGAGCUUCAAGAGGCCGAGAGGCGCAAGCUUGAAAGACAAAACAGCACCGGGGCCCAGCAAGAAGCAAUAA